This is a messenger RNA of Closterium sp. NIES-67, 1434 nucleotides long. NCBI's taxonomy places the organism in Eukaryota, Viridiplantae, Streptophyta, Zygnematophyceae, Desmidiales, Closteriaceae. The record is from the annotation of a GenBank genome assembly.
AGACAUCCAACCUGUCCCUUCGCCGAGCAUCCAUCAUAGAACCUCCCAAGCCCUUAGUUUCCUCCCUCUUCUUUUGAAUUAGUUACCAUUUUUACCACCAUGGCUCCCGCCGUCGCGUCUUCAGCGUUAUUCGCAGCAACCUCGGCUGUUCCCUGCUCGCUCGUGAGCCUGUCGCACGCCACCUCCUGCAGACCGUCGCACGCUUCGACUGUCGCCGAAUGUGGGUUGUCGCCAACACGAUGCGGUUCUUCUGCUGCAUCGUCCACGCGUGCGACGUCGCAUCUCCACUCUGAGUUCGUCGCCUCGCGAUCGGAGAUCGCUCGCCGCGUCACGCGCAGCGACUCUCGUCGCACGCGGUCGUCGCGUACGACGACGCCCUCGUGCUCGCUGCCGUCGCUGGAGGAGACCCCUGCGACGCCCGUGUUCGCCAGCGACGGCGCCGUGGCUGCCUUCCCCGCAGCGUCAGGCAUCUAUGCUAUCUACGAUACAGCAGGCGCGCUGCAGUACAUGGGGCUGUCGCGGCGGCUGGCGGCGAGCCUGCAGGCGCACGCGGAGGACCUGCCAGAGAUGUGCGGCGCAGUCAAGCUAGUGGUGGUGGCAGCAACGGACAAGGCGGCGCUGGUGGAUGCGUGGAAGGCGUGGAUGCAGGAGCAUGUGGCGGGCACGGGCAAGGUGCCCCCGGGCAACGAGAGUGGCAACACCACGUGGACCACCCGCCGCGCCAAGCGCGUCAAGCCCGACCUGCGCAUCGUGCCGGGCCCGCACGUCAAGCUCACCAUCCCGCUCACCGAGCUCAUUGACAAGCUGGUGAAGGAGAACAGAGUCGUUGCUUUUAUCAAGGGCACUCGCAUCUCUCCCCAGUGCGGCUUCUCCCACCGCGUGCUGACGCUGCUGAACGAGGCGAGGGUGGACUACGAGACGCUGAACGUGCUGGACGAGGACCACAACCCGGGGCUCCGAGAGGCCAUCAAGGAGUACAGCCAAUGGCCCACCAUCCCUCAGAUCUUUGUGAACGGGGAGUUCAUCGGAGGGGCGGACAUUCUUGAGGAGAUGGCUCAGUCGGGGGAGCUCAAGCAGGCCCUCGCAGCCCCGCAGCAACAGACAGCCUCAGCCUAGUUGACUCCACACAUGUUCUUGGGUGCUGCUGCUGGCAGUUCAGCCUAGUUGUAGUUGACUUGACAGUGGUUUGUGGCUGCUGCUGCUGCUGCUGUGGCUUCUAGAACGGGUGCCUCAGCAGUGUGUGUGAUGUUUAGGAGACCAAUACCCUUCUGUGAUGGCAUGCGACAAGAGUCUUCCAGGGAACGUUAUUGAUUUCGCCUUGCUGUAUGACGUUAGGCAGUUUCACUAUUGGAGGUCUCUUCAUCUGUUACACUCAUCCCAUAGUUGUGCCUGUCCUUCCCUGGCACUGGUACUUGAUACCAUUUACUGCUUCCA